Capsicum annuum is the source of this 2045-nucleotide messenger RNA. RefSeq lists its product as uncharacterized. Bases 371 to 1819 code for a protein of 482 amino acids. Gene Ontology annotation, cellular component: membrane. Gene Ontology annotation, biological process: transmembrane transport. The transcript is spliced from 4 exons. NCBI's taxonomy places the organism in Eukaryota, Viridiplantae, Streptophyta, Magnoliopsida, Solanales, Solanaceae. Gene Ontology annotation, molecular function: transmembrane transporter activity. The record is from RefSeq and is a predicted model, not a curated record.
ACAUAUGUCAAGAUUGAUGUAAUCAACAUUGCAUGAGUGCAACAAAAAAUCAUGUUAGUUACCGAAUUAGUUAAAUUUGGGGAAACUAUUAAAGCCACACAACUCGAGUAGUUCUUCAAAAGGCCACGUAACAUAGUGUCUACCCAAGCUUUUAAAGAACAAUUAGUUAAAUUAUCCUCAACCCCUUCACCACCAUGCUUGGAAGUCUUUUGUUCCAUCUUAGAACAAAAAACAUAGCCUUUUAAUUUCAGGAUGUUUCAAGUCAAACAUGGACAAGAUAUGUUCAUGCUCUAAAUGUUAAGGUUGCCUUUCAAGAAACUACCAAAGCUUUGCUAUAAUCAACUCACUUUCCCGGGAGAUAUUAAAGUUCAUGAUGAAGCUCAAGGACUAUUUGAGAUCAGAUAUAUUGACUCUUAUAUUGAUAAAUCUUGCAUAUAUUAUGGAUGUAGCUGAUGACUCUCUGUUACCUGGAGUUUACAAUGAAGUUGGCAAGGACUUGCACAUUGAUCCUGCUGGACUUGGCUCACUCAGUCUCUAUGGAUCCUUAGUUAAAUGCUUUUGUUACCCUCUUGCUGCAUUCCUUGCUGCUCGUCAUAAUCGUGCCAACGUCAUUGCUCUUGGUGCCUUCCUUUGGUCCAUCGCUACUUUCUUUGUUGCCAUCUCCUCUACCUUCACUGAGAUAGCAAUUUCGAGAGGAUUGAAUGGAAUAGGACUUGCAAUUGUCAUACCAGCAAUCCUAUCUCUAGUUGCUGAUUCAACUGAUGAAAGUAAUCGGGGUACAGCCUUUGGGUGGUUAGUAGUUACAGCAAAUUUUGGCUCAAUCUUAGGUGGGAGUAUGUCUGUGCUGAUUGCUGAAACAUCAUUCAUGGGAAUUCCUGGCUGGAGAAUCUCCUUCCACAUGGUUGCUAUUAUAAGUGUUCUUGUUGGUAUUUUAGUCCGUCUCUUCGCCAAAGAUCCCCGCUUUCUUGACAGAGAUGUCAAUGCAAAUGAUCAACUUCCCCCAGUAUCAUUUCAAGAACAAGUGAGAGAGCUGCUAAAAGAAACAAUAGCAGUUAUCAAAGUACCCUCCUUCCAGAUAAUUGCUACACAAGGGGUUUUCGGGUCAUUCCUCGGGACAUCAAUGUCAUUUGCCACAUUGUGGUUGGAGCUCGUUGGCUUCUCCCACAAGACAACAGCACUCAUCUCGACUUUGUUUAGAGUUUCUCUGUCAUUCGGCGCAUUUUUGGGAGGAUUCAUGGGGGAUGUCUGUGCCAAGCACUUCCCUAAUUCUGGUAGGAUCAUGGUCUCUCAGAUAGGCACUGGUUCAGCUAUUCCCUUAGCUGCAAUUCUGCUGCUGCUAUUGCCUAAUGAUCCUUCCACAGCUUUGUUGCAUGGUUUAUUCCUGUUUAUAUUAGGAUUUUGCACAUCAUGGAGCGGUCCAGCAACUAACAGUCCAAUUUAUGCUGAAAUAGUUCCUGAGAGAGCCCGAACAAGCAUUUAUGCUUUGGAUCGUUCUUUUGAGUCCAUCUUAUCAUCAUUUUCUCCUCUGCUGGUUGGUAUUCUGACUCAACAAGUUUUUGGUUAUAAGCCAAUCCCUGAGGGAUCUUCAAGCUCAGGGGAAAUUGAAACGGAUAGACAAAAUGCUGACUCACUUGCCAAGGCAAUGUACACUGCAAUAGGAAUUCCAAUGGCCAUUUCUUGCUCCAUUUAUUCCUUCCUCUAUUGCACAUAUCCACAAGAUAGGGAUCAUGGUCGGUUGCAACAGAUUGAUGAUAGGGGCAGCUUUCCAUCCGAAGAACAACAGCCCUUAUUCGAGCACAGGUUUAUUUCAGCAAAUUAGCUGAAAUGCCUCCACAAAAUUUAGACUAUGUUUUAUACAUUAGAAUCUAACAAGCACAAACUCACUUCUUGCUCCGUUGUUUGUAUUAUUGCAGUAGUGGGGCAGGUAUACAUUUGGCUUGAAAUCUUAUCCAAUUAUACAUAGUUUUUAAGUCUUUUAAGUCUGUAAUUUGAAAUAUUUACACCUGUCUUUUUUUCAACUGAAAUAUAUAAAAUAGAAUGUUACA